This is a messenger RNA of Protobothrops mucrosquamatus (brown spotted pit viper), 852 nucleotides long. RefSeq names its product zinc finger protein 239-like. Lineage: Eukaryota; Metazoa; Chordata; Lepidosauria; Squamata; Viperidae. Bases 1 to 852 code for a protein of 283 amino acids. The record is from RefSeq and is a predicted model, not a curated record. The transcript has a single exon. Gene Ontology annotation, biological process: regulation of transcription by RNA polymerase II. Gene Ontology annotation, molecular function: DNA-binding transcription factor activity; RNA polymerase II cis-regulatory region sequence-specific DNA binding.
AUGGCCGUGGCCGAAAAACAGAGGAAUGUAUUCAUCACCAGCAAAGAGGCUGUCCGGGUAAUCCCAGCCGAGCCGGAGAAGAGACAGAAUGAAUGCCACACGUGCGGGAAAAGUUUUUGUUCCAAAUCUCGCCUCAAGGUCCACCAGAGGAUCCACACGGAGCGACGGCCCUAUCAGUGCCAGGAGUGCGGCAAGGGCUUCCGGCAGAGCGGCCACCUGUCCCAGCAUCGAAGGAUGCACACCGGGGAGAGGCGCUACAAAUGUUUGGAGUGCGGGAAAAGUUUUAGCCAGAGCACCUAUUUCAUCUUGCACAAGAUCACCCACACGGGAGAAAAACCUUUCACUUGUCCGGAGUGCGGAAAGACUUUCAGCCACAGCCGGAAGCUGACUGUACACCGCGCCGUCCACACGGGCGAGAGGCCGUACAAAUGUUUGGAGUGUGGGCAGAGUUUCAGCCAAAGCACCCACCUGACUUCCCAUCAGAGGAUCCACACCGGGGAGAAGCCGUAUCGGUGCACCGAGUGCGGGAAGUGCUUCAACCAGAGCACUCACUUGUCUCUGCACCGGCGGAUCCACACGGGAGAAAAACCCUAUCGGUGUCUCGAAUGCGGGAAGUGUUUCAGCCAGAGCCCGCACUUGACUUUACACCGGAGAAUCCACACCAAGGAGAAGAUCUAUAAGUGCUCCGAGUGUGGGAAGGGCUUCCGUCGGAGCGAUCACCUGCUCUCCCAUCAGAGGAUCCACACAGGGGAGAAACCGUAUCGCUGCUCCGAGUGCGGGAAGAGUUUCAGCCGAAACUCGAUCCUGCAUAAACAUCAGAGAAUCCACAAAGAUGGAGGAUCGUCCGUCUGA